AUGGUCAUCCUUUUUGUUGUUAUAUUCUUGGUCGGUGCACUAACUCAUCCAGUGCCUAUUGAAGAGAAGAAAACGUCUGCUGCUGAUAAGGCUGGAGAUGAUCAUUUGGAAUUUAUUCUGAGCGAAAUUUCAAAAAAAAUUCUUAAUCUCAUUAAUUUCUUGGAAGUGCUUGGGAAAAACUCUUUAGAGCGCUUCCACGAGGUCGGUUGCCCCACUGACGAAGAACUUUAUGACAACAUUCCCCGUGACAACGAUGAUAAAAAUAUUACCGAAAACAACAUUGUGCCUUUGUUGACUGAAUUUUACAUAAAACAAAUGGAAUGUUUGAGCCUGUUGAAAAAUCUUCGCGACAGAUUUCACAUGAACGACUCCGAUGUGAAUCAGCAUUUUAACAAGGAUAUAGAAAGAUUUAAAGUAAUGUUAGUGAGCUUGGACCAUUUGUCCAUCACGAUACUACAUCUGUUAAAGCAGUACAUGUCCGAUUCCAUCGGAAAAGCAUUAAUGGAUAGCCCAAACGUUAAUGAAUUCAAACUUCCCGCUUUUCAUUCCAAGGAAGUCAAUAACGAAAUUCCAUGUCUCAUAAUGUACGCAUUGAGAAAGUUAAAGGAAAUUGACGUAAACGUGUCGAUCUCGUCACAAAACCUAGAAAGCAACUCAGAUACUAUAAAAAAAAAUUUCCAAAAAGAUGGUAAAAAAGUGACAAAUGAUGAUAUUGCUACCCAUGAUGCAAAAUUUACAACUGAACCAAUGACAACAACGAGAACGACGAUCAGUGACGUUGAAGAGACGAAAUAUUCAGAGACGCCAACAAGUAACAUAACAAAUACUUCAGAAGUAACAAAUUUUAAUAAAUUUGAUAAUAAUCUUACAACUGAGACAAUAACAGUAGCGAUUACAACGACAGCCGAUACAACCAGCAUUCCAACAAAUAAUUCCAAUGCGUCUAAAAGUUUUGUAGCGCGUACUACGAACGCUCCACCGAAUGAUCUAAUGAUAAAUUCAAACAUAUUUACUAGCAUGUCAUCGUAUGAAUGGACUAUAAGUACAGCGUCUCAAAUAAAAACAAGACCAGGCAAACAUAUCAGCGCUUGA
Molecule: messenger RNA, 1092 nt
Organism: Helobdella robusta
Lineage: Eukaryota; Metazoa; Annelida; Clitellata; Rhynchobdellida; Glossiphoniidae
Exons: 4
Coding region: 1-1092 (363 amino acids)
Source: RefSeq, a predicted model, not a curated record